UGGGGCCUUGUAGGUGCCUCUAAUGUUAAGUCUUUUUCAGCUACUCCCAUAAGAAGGUGUCAUGGAUGAUCAUUGUAUGUUUUGUAUAAUGUUCUGGAACAUUUAAUUUCUUGCAUUCAGUCUUUAAAAUUGCCUGACAGAAGCAAUAGCAAACCUUCAGCUCAGUGUAAGUUCUGUUCCCCUUGUGGUAAGUCCAAGUAUAAUGUCUGAGAUAGAAGAUUUUCAGCAUGCCGUGUGCUUGUACGCAGGAGUCUCAGAGGCAGGUGUGCAUGAAGGCAAAUAAGAGGGAACUAAUGGGCUGUAAUUGUGAUAAUCAGAAAACAUUCUUGAUUUUACUGCAGUACUGCUAAGGACUUGGAAAUCCAGUAAGCUGGGUUUUGGGGGUAUUUUGUUCUGGCUUGUUUGGGAGACUUUAUCUGCACUUUAUGGCCGAAAUCUUCAAGGAUCUUUUUGCCCUGUGCACAAGUUCUAUCAAUAGAUAUGCCAUCACCUGUUGGCACAAGUUUUGAUUGAAAAGGAGCCAUGCCGACAUCUGGCUCGCAUAAUAAGAUGCUUUAUGGAGUUGCAAUAAGGAAUGCCCAGCUGGCACUGCCUUUGCACCUCUGUUCCGAAGCCACUUUUGAAUCACCAUCUUUCGCUGUACAGUUGUCAGGCGCCCAAAGCGUCUCCCCGGAAAGGUAACGGGAGUUCCUGCUGUGCCGCUCUUGCUCUGGCAGACUUGAAGCGGACACAGUAAUGAUCUGUAGGGAUGAAACCUGUUGGCAUUCCAGAGGAGCAGCUGGUGGCUUUGAUCUUGCUAACUAGCAAUGAUUCAAGUCUUGCAGAUUGUGAAAGAGCUGGUGUCACCAGCACGGCGUAGAACAGAAACUGCAAAGAAAGGUUCAGAUGCUGAGCAGGAUGCUGCUGUCAAACUUGCCCAAGAACGAGCAGAAAUCGUUGCCAAGUAUGACAGAGGACGGGAAGGCGUGCAGAUCGAGCCUUGGGAAGAUGCAGACUACCUCCUUUACAAAGUCACAGAUCGAUUUGGUUUCUUGCACCAAGAGGAAUUGCCUGUCCAUGACGCAGCAUCAGAGAAGCAAAAGCAGCUUGAAAUUGAAAGAACUUCAAAAUGGCUGAAGAUGUUGAAGAGCUGGGAGAAAUAUAAGAACACUGAAAAGUUCCAUAGGAGAAUUUAUAAAGGGAUUCCAUUACAGCUGAGAGGUGAAAUCUGGUCUUUGUUGCUCGAUGUCCCCAAGAUGAAAGAAGAAAUGAAAGACUACUAUAAUACCUUAAAAACCCAAGCAAGAGGGAGCUCUCCAGACAUCCGACAGAUUGAUCUUGAUGUGAAUCGAACGUAUCGGGAUCAUAUCAUGUUCAGAGACAGAUACGGAGUUAAGCAGCAAUCUCUAUUCCAUGUUUUAGCUGCAUAUUCUGUGUAUAAUACGGAGGUUGGCUAUUGUCAGGGAAUGAGCCACAUCACUGCAUUGCUCCUUAUGUAUAUGAAUGAAGAAGAUGCCUUCUGGGCCCUGGUGAAACUGCUGUCAGGACCCAAGCAUGCUAUGCAUGGUUUUUUUAUUCCUGGUUUUCCCAAGCUGUUGAGGUUUCAAGAGCAUCAUGAAAAAAUAAUGAAGAAAUUUUUGUCUAAACUUAAACAGCAUUUUGACUCCCAGGAGAUCCACACUAGCUUUUACACAAUGAAGUGGUUUUUCCAGUGCUUUCUUGACCGUACUCCCUUUAGGUUAACCCUCAGGAUCUGGGAUAUCUACAUACUUGAAGGAGAACGGGUUCUCACUGCGAUGUCUUACACCAUUCUGAAAUUGCACAGAAAACACCUGAUGAAAUUGCAAAUGGAAGAACUUGUAGAAUUUCUUCAGGAGACUCUUGCCAAAGAUUUCUUCUUUGAAGAUGACUUCGUAAUAGAUCAGCUCCAUAGCUCCAUGGCAGAGCUGAAACGAGCAAAGCUUGACCUCCCAGUAGCAGGUAAAGAUGAUGAACUUCCAAAGAAGUUGGAGAGAAUCCAGCCUGAAACUCAGCCUGCCAUGUUGAAUCUUACUCAUCUGGUCAAUGGGCAGAGUAGCACGAACAAUGCCCGGGCCAGCCAGAGAACAGGACACAAAGUGCCUGCAGAAAGAGGCGAAGAAAGCUCACCAAGAACACCUGUAGAGAGAGAGCAAGGAAGCUCACCAAACCACCGAAGAAGAAGAAAUUCUCUGGAGAAGAGGCCUUCUUUGAGGCAGCAAAAGCCUGCAACACCAAAUGUGCGGAGUGGAUUGCCAAAGCAGGACCCUGAGAGCCACAAGAAAAAGCCUGAGGUUCAAGCAGAAUCUGAUUCCCAGCAGAAUCAUAGUGCAGCUGCUAACCAAAAUUCCAAUGCUAUUUUAAAUACAGGAAAGGAAUUUGUUCCCAGGUGGAUCAAACCUUCAGAUAUGAAAAUUAUUGAAAAAACUACAAAAAUCACCAUGGAGCUCAAGGGUCGAUCUGUGAAUCCUACCCGUUCAGGAACACCCCCUAGUCCUAAUGGUGAGGCACAGUCUUUCAAUGUAAAGCAAAAGAUGAGGGUCUUGGAUGUCGAUGAAGGCAAGCGAGGGUCAAAUGCAUCACAGUAUGACAAUGUUCCUGGGGCAGACCUAGAGAGUGAGAACUUGGUGGAUGAGGCACUGGAAAGAGCAAUCCUGCAAAGUCCAAGAAACCCAGCUUACUCUAGCAGUUCAGCAAAACCGGCAGAAAAAACAUCUAGUCCACCAAAAAUUUCCAACAGUUAUGCCUUCAGCUCACAACCAAGAGUCCCCAGAUAUUCCUCCCAGUCUGAUGGGACAGACUUUGGACAUAAUUUCAAACCACCUCCACCAUCUUACAGCAAUCCGCCUGUUUACCAUGGAAACUCUCCAAAGCACGUUACAAGCGUAGUCCAUUCCAGUUUCACAGCCACUCAGUACAAUCUUGGGAAUCAAACCAACUCUCCCAACCGAUCAUACAUCUCUGAUUAUCCAGCAGAGAUGUUGCCUAAUAAAUCACAUAGAAAUUACUUUGCUGGCCACCAAAAUGUUGUUGUGAAACCCUCUAGUCGGAUAGAGGUUCUCCCCAGUGACACUUCUCCAAACAGUCCCAAAUCAUCUGCAGACAUCAGAUUUGUGCUUCCUCCAGCUGAUUAUUUACCAGAUAAUAGAAAGUGGCAAGAUCCUGCUUAUAUGUAUAGACAGGAUGUUUAUGGGCAGCCGUGGAACCAAAAUGGCAGCCAAAACCAUUUGGGCCACCUAAGUAAAUACCCACUGUUUCAGCCAAUGCCUGUUAAAGACCAUAACACCCCCACCAUUUCUGUGGAUAGACCUAUAAAAUACAGGACUCCCCCAACCCCAGAAGAAUUUGGCUCGCCACUCUACCAAUAUCCAAGGUCCUCAGGCCCCACACACCACUACAGACACCAAACAGAUGGAUUGUCCAUGCACGAAUCAGUCCUGUUGUGAGAAGCAACCUGAAAGACCAGAAGAAAAAUGUGCAAUGUUCACAGAUCUUGAGGUGGUUGUGGCUAGCCCAAGAGUUUUAGUACUCCUCUAUGUGGGACAAUUCAGAUAACACUAUGUUGUAGCCGUGCUUAAAUGUUGACAAAAGCUCAAACCAAGCAUUGAAUCCUACAAAAAGAUUGGAUUCUCAUAAACAUAGCAAUAGCAUUAUACGGUCCUUGUAACUACUGUGGCAGUUGUUUGUUACAUUUAAGUAGCUUACCUGGAAAACGACUUGGUCUAAUGCCUGUAAGGUCUCAUGCCUUUGUAAGCUGCUUGUUGACACUACAAUCCAUUGUGCGCUCCCUUGGGGCAAGAGAAUUAUAGGGUGCAAAAUGGAUGCAUAUAUAUUCUUGGACUCGAUUCACAAAGUUCUACGUUUUAUUUUAAUUUUAUUUUAACAUAAUUUAUAAACUAUCCAUUCAUUGAGGAUGGGUUUUUCCUGACAUUCUUUUAUAUCCACAGCCUCAGCUACCUAGGAACGAGAAUUCCCAGUUAUCCAAUGCAAUCUUCAUGCAGGGAUGCUAUUAGAAUGGGGCUGGUUUGGCACCCAAAGUGAAAGCACUGUCAUGCAGCAAAUAAAUGGUGCUUUUAAAAAUCAGGACUGUCUGUGCAUUGUAGCAUGGAUCUAGGGCAUCAGUAGCAUUUGAGCCCUCAUCCACAUUCAUGUAUCCAAAGGCAGUUCUGAAGUGUGAUAGCUUUGUUCUAAAGUCUCAUAUGUGCAUUGAUGGAAUGGGAUUAGAGGUAUAGUUAAAGUCAUAAUGGGCAUUUUUUACCAUUUAGCAAAUGUUAAUGUAUCUUUCCAUUAGCAAUUUUUGAGGGCCUUGACAGUUGAAGAGGGAAAGCAUAUGUUUCAGAGUGCUGAGUUUAUAGUGAUACAGCCCAUUUUUGCUAUAUGUGUUGAAUUGCAUUGUUGCUUGUGCAUACUGAACCCCAAACCACAUUGAAGCCUAAAUGUUUCUCCAUUUUUGUGGUGUGUGUGUAUAACAUGGGGUUCAAGUUGAUGUGGGUAGAGCUCUAUGCAUGUAUCACCUGGUGCAAAUAUGAACAUAGCAUGUGUGUGGCAGAUGGAAGUGGGCUGGAGUAGUGUUAACUUUCACUGUACAUACAAACAUUAUGAACAUCUCAACAAAGGGCUGCACACAACCCAUUAAACACUGUUUUUAUGAUCGUGGCUUCGUAUGAAGCCUUUUCAUAAAUAUAUGAAAGGUCGACACCAACUGCAUGCAACAGAAGGAUAAAAAGAAUCUAGUGUAAUUCUUAUACAGGCAUCUUGCUUCAUCCUUGACAAAAGAAGAUUUGAUCCCUUUAAAAGUUUUGGUUAUUUUAUAGUAUGAGUUUUGUGAUUUUUGAAACAAAUUCCAAGAAACAGAGAGAUGUUUAUCACUGUCCAUUGCUUGCACCAUUGGAGUGCCUUUUUGUCUGGAUCUGCUAUUUGGACAGUUGCAUUUGGCAUUGCUUUGAGAAUAAUAUAAGAUGUGGUUCACAUCCCACUUAUUUCAAUGAGAGGGAGGGAAAGUGUGUCCGGUGGAAUGUACAAAAGAUUAUACCAUAUACUUUGACUCACCUAGUCCAAGACAACACACACAUUCUAUAUUGUGGCUCAUCUGAGUGUGCUCCUUUCAUUAACCCCACAUCUGUUGCCUAUGCUGCAUCUUCAUAAGCCAGGAAAGACAGAAUGGGUAUCUAAGCUUUGGUGGGUUGAGCUAAGUUGGUGAAUCAGAAAUCUGUGCAGGUCCACAGUGAAGCCAACACAAACCCAGCCUUUGCAACCCAAAUCUCCCAUGCCCAGGUCACAGCCUGGCUAUGCCUUCGGUGAAGACAAAUGUUGAAGGUUUUACAGAUUUUUUGAUUUGGGAGGCACCCACUGUACACAUUCUGCCAGAAUGUUUUUAAUAUAUCUGCCUCAAAACUGCCCUGAUCCCUUGCUUGAUCAUUCUGUUUAUCUGACAUCUUUCCUCACUUUCUUUGUCUGAUCCCUUAAUGUACUUGAGCAUUUAUUUUUCUUGAGACCAGUAGGCAGUUAGGCGUUUGAUUGGCUAGUGCUGCUGUACUGUUUGGCCCUUCAGAGAUGAUUGUAGGUAUAAAGCCUAAUGCUGAAGUGCUCCAUCAUUGUAAAAUGGAAACCGACAAAUGCAUUGCUCUGUAAUCAGUGCCUGCAUCCUCGGGGUGUUGUGUUUUCCUUGAUCUUUUUUUUUUUUUUAAUCUUGCAGGGCAAGGAGAGUUGGAAGAGUGCAGCUUAGUUAAAUAUCUAAGUUGUGUUCUCCUUGAUUUAGGGGAAUGGGGAAAGUCACUGGGAGCAGCAGUAUAUGUUGUUCCACAAAACUCCAUUCUGCACAAUUCAUUCUGUAUGAGCCACUUUCAGGGUCUGGGUAGCAAUUCCUGGAAGGGGAGAUUAAGGGAACCCUCCUUUUAUAGUGGAAAUGCUUAAGAGUCUGAAUCAGUGAUAUCAGUCUAGGUUGAGUUCUGUAAGUGAAGCAGUAGAUGUGAUUCAGGAGAUAAAGGGAACUCAUUUUUGGUUCUGAUUUCUCAAUAGCAAGUGCACAAAAUCCAGUGCACCUAAAUGGAUCAGGCUACCAUUUUACCAAUGUUUUUCUUCCUGGUUGUUAGGUAGCUUGGCUCUAGGCCUAGAGUCAUGAUCCUCAAACUGUAUGCUGGUCCUCUGCUAGUUAACUAUGGUGAGUGAAAACAAGUAUACAUGUAUUCUUUAAGGAAGCAUUGGUAAGCUGCAUGUUAUAAAUGGAAGCAAUUUUUAUUGGGCAUUGUGAAAAGAUAUUUGGCUGCUCUGAUUUUGAUAAUAGUUUAGAAUAGGAGUUAUUUAGGGAUAAUUUAGAACAACCCCAAUUUAUCCCCAAAUGCCCCCAGACACCCUGUUUUAGGCCUUUUCUUAAAACCAGGGGUAAAUUUGUCGUGACUUCUAGUCACUUUCUGUUUUGGAAAAAGGCCUCUUCUGGACCUAAAAGGGCCUAGAUGUUUCUAAUAACAUGGUAAAAAUGACCUCAAAGCCCCUAGAAGACACUGAGUGACAUUUUUUUGGGGGGGGGGUAUAUAUGUUGAUGUAGAGGGGGACAGCACCCCAAGGUCUCAUCCCUAACGUAGAAGUACAGAAUACAUGUUUCCCACCUUCCAAACUAUAUUUGCACAACUCAAGACCCGUCCAGGUGAAGGCAGCCUACCAGGAGAUUGCUGCCCUCCCUAACUUUGCAGGCGCAGGCAAACAGCAAAACCUGGAUCUCGAUCCAAGUCUCUUUGGAGCCGCUGUCUUGCAUAAUUGGUGGGUUCCAUUUGCAAAUUGCACAGUCUUGCUCCAAAAAGUGUGUUUUAGUGCCUAUGCUCAUGAAACGUUGGCACCAUCGUGUUUUAUGGUACUGAGUCCAGGCUUCUCCAACCUGGGGCAUUCCAGAUGUAUUGGACUCCACCAUAAGCUUUGGGGAGUUGUAGUACCAACACAUCUGGAGGAAGCCAAGUUGGGAGAUGCUGCCAAGAGUGUUUUAAAAAUCAAACAAAAGCAACGUUUAGCCAACAUAGUGGAUGUUUUGUGUAUAUAAUGAAUCAGAUGUAAUUUUUAAUUAACCUGGCAACUGACUUUUUAAAAAAAAUGUGCAGAAGACAGUGAAGUACCUGCUUAGUAUUGCUCUGAGGAGAAAGAAGAAAGCAAGAAGUGGUGAAUCUGUGGCCUUCCAGGUGUUACUGUGAUCCAGUUCCAAUCAGCCACAACCAAUAUGACUAAUGGUCAGGAGCAAUAGAAGUGGUAGUCCAGCAACAUCUGGUAGGCCCCCUUUCCCCCUGUCCCUGGUCUAAACUGACAAAUUAGUACUUGAUCUUUCACCUUUUAGUUCUGAUUUAUUAACUGCCAGAUAGAGAUGUAUGUAUAUAAUAAUGUGGCUAUGUAAUAAUACCAAGGUUUAAACCAUGGCUUUGUGAUUCAUAAUAAAUAUAAUAAAAAAUAUAAGCUGUACAGUUUACUGGAUGCUAGCAUCAGAAAGACAGCUGUUCCUAAAAGUAUGUAUUGAGAUUAGUAAAUACUGUAGAUUUUUAUAUAUAAAAAUAUAUAUACAUGCUAUUUUUCUUA
Molecule: messenger RNA, 7551 nt
Organism: Anolis carolinensis (green anole)
Lineage: Eukaryota; Metazoa; Chordata; Lepidosauria; Squamata; Anolidae
Gene: usp6nl
Product: USP6 N-terminal like
Exons: 14
Coding region: 807-3443 (878 amino acids)
Source: RefSeq, a predicted model, not a curated record